Molecule: messenger RNA, 1595 nt
Organism: Amborella trichopoda
Lineage: Eukaryota; Viridiplantae; Streptophyta; Magnoliopsida; Amborellales; Amborellaceae
Product: Aldolase-type TIM barrel family protein
Biological process (GO): L-tryptophan biosynthetic process
Molecular function (GO): phosphoribosylanthranilate isomerase activity; indole-3-glycerol-phosphate synthase activity
Source: RefSeq, a predicted model, not a curated record
UUUGUUUUUCCCAUUUUAUUCAAAUUUUCAUUUUCCCGUUUGUCUUGCGACUCGUGGAUUCUGCUCCUUUUGCUCCUUACAUGGAAAGAUUUAUUUUUUGGGGCAAAAUAUUUGCAAUUUUAGGAAACGUAUUUGUAAGGGGAAUCUUCUAAUGCAAUUUAAGACCAAAAACCCUAACGCUUUAGGGCAAAUCAGCGGAAGCUCGAGUGUACAAUGGAGGGGAUCUCUGCAACAACCGGCCCUAAUUCUUAUUUCUUGAGGCCUAUUUCCCUUAAAAAUAACACAGCAGUUAAGAUCAGCUACAGAGUUUUAAUGGCGGACUUUUAUAAGAAACCCUCUCUUCUCAGCGUACGAGCACAGCAGUCCAGUUCUGGUGAUGCGUCAACCACUAUUGCCCCUGCGAAUGUUACUGGAGAAACACUUUCUGAAUCUGAGGAGGUUGAAGAUGGGGCCAUGCAAGACGAUUUGUAUGCAAGCCAAGGCAUCAGAAUAAGAAGAAGACCACCAACUGGCCCCCCAUUGCAUUAUGUGGGUCCAUUUGAAUUUCGCUUGCAAAAUGAGGGCAACACUCCUCGCAACAUUCUUGAGGAGAUUGUUUGGAAUAAGGAUGUGGAAGUUUCACAGAUGAAAGAGAAAAGGCCCCUUGCGAAAUUGAAGGGAGCUCUUGACAAUGCACCACCUGUUAGAGAUUUCAUUGGUGCUCUGAGGACCUCCCAUCUUCGAACUAGGCUGCCGGCUUUGAUAGCUGAAGUGAAGAAGGCAUCUCCAAGUAGAGGAGUCUUGAGGGAGGAUUUCAAUCCGGUUGAAAUAGCUCAAGCUUAUGAGAAAGGUGGAGCAGCUUGCCUUAGCGUUUUAACAGAUGAGAAAUAUUUCCAGGGUAGCUUUGAGAAUCUGGAGGCUAUCCGGAAUGCCGGAGUAAAGUGCCCUCUUUUAUGUAAAGAAUUCAUUAUCGAUGCAUGGCAAAUCUACUAUGCUCGGGCAAAAGGUGCAGAUGCAGUUCUUCUAAUUGCUGCUGUGUUACCUGAUGCUGACAUCAAAUAUAUGACAAAGAUCUGUGAGAAACUUGGCUUGGCAGCACUGAUUGAGGUUCAUGAUGAAAGAGAAAUGGAUCGUGUGCUGGCAAUAGAUGGCAUCCAAUUAAUUGGUAUCAAUAACCGUGAUCUAGGAACAUUUCAAGUUGAUAUAAGCAACUCGAAGAAGCUUCUUCAAGGAGACAGAGGACAAAUGAUAAAGCAAAGAGAUAUAAUUGUGGUUGGGGAAUCUGGGCUGUUUACACCUGAAGAUAUCGAGUAUGUGCAAGAAGCUGGAGUCAAAGCAGUUUUAGUGGGUGAAUCGAUUGUGAAGCAGAGCAAUCCUGCCAAAGGAAUUGCAGGGCUUUUUGGAAGAGACAUCUCCAUAUGAUCAUGGAAUUUUUUAUUUUUUUUUAAUUGCUAAAUAUUGGAGUACAUUCAGACUGAUUGAGAACAGCAUCCCGGGUCUAAUGGUCAAGUGUAACAAAGUGAUGUUUAGAGUUUCAUUAUCAAUGGGUCUCAAGUCAAUAUUAAUAAACAGAAAAAAUUUAUGCAAGAUUGCAAUGAAGUAACAUUAUAAAUUUA